UUUUAUUUUUACGUAUCAUAUCUUAGCAACAGAUGAUAAUGGGAAAAUCAAACAUUUCAUAUUUAGGUCUUUGAAGAUGCAGAUGUAAAAUUCAAGUGGAACUAGGAAAAAAAUAAAGCGAAGUCCACAUAAACACUACAAAAGCUACCAAAAAACAGAUACUUCUCAAGAUAAUUUGCUUGAAGCGGAGAAAUUUUAAUUGUGUAGAGAUGUGCGAUCCAUGCACUGGAGCUCUUUGUGGACCUUGCCAACCUUGUGGACCUUGCGCCCCGUGAGACGAGUACGAUCAGCGGUUUACAAUCCCACGCCGAAGCCGAAGAUCCCCAAAACUAAUUGGUACUGCACACCUCCGAAUCGCUGCUGCAAGUCGGUAUGGAAAGCCCCCCGGCCUUGUUGCUAUGAAGCGCCUUGUCGAGCUCACUGCUACAACGUUGAACGUUUCUUCAACUACUGUCGGCAACCGAUGAGAAGUCCUCUAUUGAACACGUACUGCUGUGGACCCUGCUAAAAUGAAUUAAAUUGGAGAAAAGGAUGGCAAUAAAAAGGUUUAUUAUUCA
This is a messenger RNA of Armigeres subalbatus, 557 nucleotides long. Its product is annotated as keratin-associated protein 16-1-like. The record is from RefSeq and is a predicted model, not a curated record. Lineage: Eukaryota; Metazoa; Arthropoda; Insecta; Diptera; Culicidae. Bases 221 to 508 code for a protein of 95 amino acids. The transcript is spliced from 3 exons.